Messenger RNA from Grammomys surdaster, 1554 nucleotides. It is a transcript of the gene Krt82, whose product is annotated as keratin 82. The record is from RefSeq and is a predicted model, not a curated record. Bases 1 to 1554 code for a protein of 517 amino acids. Gene Ontology annotation, molecular function: structural constituent of skin epidermis. Lineage: Eukaryota; Metazoa; Chordata; Mammalia; Rodentia; Muridae. The transcript has 9 exons. Gene Ontology annotation, cellular component: keratin filament. Gene Ontology annotation, biological process: intermediate filament organization; keratinization.
AUGUCAUGCCGAAAUUUCCAGUUGAGCUCCAGAUGUAGCAACCGGAGUUUCAGCUCAUGCUCGGCCAUCACGCCCCGGAUGGUCACCCACUAUGAAGUAAGCAAGGGGUCUUGUCGACCCGGGGUUGGCGGGGGCCUCCGAGCCCUGGGGUGUCUUGGCUCUCGGAGCCUAUGCAAUGUGGGCCUCGGGAGACCCCGUGUGGCCUCCAGAUGCAGCAUGCCGGGCUUCGGGUACCGAGCCGGAGCCACCUGCGGCGGCUCUCCCGCCUGCAUCACUCCUGUCACCAUCAAUGAGAGUCUGCUGGUCCCCCUGGAGCUGGAGAUUGACCCAACGGUGCAAAGGGUGAAGAGAGACGAGAAGGAACAGAUCAAGUGCCUGAAUAACCGAUUCGCAUCCUUCAUCAACAAGGUACGCUUCCUGGAACAGAAAAACAAGCUUCUGGAGACCAAGUGGAACUUUAUGCAGCAGCAAAGAAGCUGCCAGAGCAACAUGGAGCCACUCUUCGAGGGCUACAUCUGCGCCCUGCGACGACAGCUGGACUGUGUGUCCGGGGACCACGGCAGACUGGAGACUGAGCUCUGCAGCCUCCAGGAUGCACUGGAGGGUUAUAAGAAAAAGUAUGAAGAGGAACUGUCCCUGCGUCCCUGUGCUGAGAAUGAGUUUGUCACCCUGAAGAAGGACGUGGACACUGCCUUCUUGGUGAAGGCUGACCUGGAAACCAACUUGGAGGCUCUAGAACACGAGAUUGAGUUCCUGAAAGCCCUGUUUGAGGAGGAGAUCAGCCUGCUGCAAUCUCAGAUCUCAGAGACUUCAGUCAUUGUGAAGAUGGACAACAGCCGGGAACUGGAUGUGGACGGCAUCAUAGCCGAGAUCAAGGCCCAGUAUGACGACAUCGCCAGCCGCAGCAAAGCAGAAGCAGAGGCCUGGUACCAGUGCCGGUAUGAGGAGCUGAGGUUGACAGCUGGGAACCACUGUGACAACCUACGCAACCGCAAGAAUGAGAUCCUGGAGAUGAACAAGCUAAUCCAGCGGCUGCAGCAGGACAUUGAGACAGUCAAAGGCCAGCGAUGCAAACUCGAGGGAGCCAUUGCCCAGGCAGAGCAGCAGGGGGAGGCCGCCCUCACUGAUGCCAAGUGCAAGCUGGCAGGGCUGGAGGAGGCCUUGCAGAAGGCCAAGCAGGAUAUGGCCUGCCUGCUCAAGGAGUACCAGGAGGUGAUGAACUCCAAGCUGGGGCUAGACAUCGAGAUCGCCACCUACAGGCGCCUGUUGGAGGGCGAGGAGCACAGGUUGUGUGAAGGCAUCGGGCCUGUGAAUAUCUCUGUCAGCAGUUCCAAAGGUGCCGUUCUCUAUGAGCCCUGUGUGGUGGGCACGCCCAUGCUGAGGUCCGAAUACUGCACCGGGACCACAGGUGUCCUCAGAAACAGUGGGGGCUGCAGCGUGGUGGGCACCGGUGAACUCUACAUCCCCUGUGAGCCCCAAGGGCUCCUGAGCUGCGGAAGUGGGCGGAGCUCCAGCAUGAAGAUGGGGGUGGGUAGCAAUUCAUGCAGCCGCUAG